AUGGAAGGAAUCAUCCCUUGCUCUGCCAAUUCCCUUCCUCUCACUCCCAUCACUUUCUUGGAGCGAGCCGCCGCCGUCUUUGCUGACAGAAUUUCUCUCGUCUAUGGAAAUGUCCGCUUCACUUGGGGAGAAACUCUCCAACGAUGUACUAAAUUCGCUUCUGCUCUAGUUCACCUCGGAAUCUCUCGCGGCGAUGUGGUUGCUGUUUUGGCACCGAAUGUUCCAGCUACAUACGAGCUUCAUUUUGCUGUACCAAUGGCUGGUGCAAUUCUUUGCACUCUCAACAUGCGCCAUGAUGCAGCAAUGAUUUCUACAUUGUUGGGUCAUUCAGAAGCUAAAAUCAUUGUUGUAGACCACCAAUAUCUACAUAUUGUAAAGGCAGCAAUCGAAAUUAUGUCCAAGAUGACGGCGGCAGAAGAGCUGCCUCGUAUUGUCAUUGUUCAAGAGUUUGAUCAUCCAUCCUCCAACAUCAACGGAUUCGACUCUGCUUCAGAUGAUUUAGAGUACGAGAGCCUUCUAAACACUGGAACACUCGAUUUCGAAAUCAGACGUCCUAUAGAUGAAUGGGAUCCAAUCUCUCUUAACUAUACUUCAGGCACAACAUCAAGACCAAAAGGUGUGAUUUACUCCCAUAGAGGUACUUAUCUCAAUACUCUAUCCACAAUCCUUCUGAAUGAUAUGUCCUCGAUGCCUGUAUAUUUGUGGACUGUUCCAAUGUUCCAUUGCAACGGAUGGUCUAUGACUUGGGGUGUGGCUGCACAAGGCGGCACAAACAUCUGCCAAAGAAAUGUGAAUGCCAAAGAAAUCUUCGCCAAUAUUUCUCUACACAAGGUCACUCACAUGGGUGGCGCACCGACCGUAUUAAACAUGAUCGUCAAUGCACCAAUUACUGAACAGAAGCCGCUUCCGGGGAAGGUAACUGUAAUGACUGGGGGUGCUCCUCCGCCAUCUAACAUACUGUACAAGAUGAGAGAAUUAGGAUUCCUUAUUGUCCAUUGUUAUGGUUUAACCGAAACAUGUGGUGUUGCAACAUUUUGCCAAUGGAAACCUGAAUGGGAUUCCCUUCCCGAUGACAAGCAAGCAAAACUGAAAUCUCGUCAAGGAAUGCAACAUAUCGGAGUGGAGGGAUUGGAUAUUAAGAAUCCCAUCACCAUGGAAAGUGUUCCAGCUGAUGGAAAAACCAUGGGGGAAGUUAUGAUCAGAGGUAACACCGUAAUGAGUGGUUAUUUGAAAGAUCUUAAAGCUACAGAAGAAGCCUUCAAUGGGGGAUGGUUUCGAAGUGGAGAUUUGGGAGUAAGACAUCCCGAUGGUUACAUAGAACUGAAAGAUCGUUCAAAAGACAUCAUAAUUUCUGGAGGAGAAAACAUUAGUACAAUUGAAGUUGAAUCUGUGCUAUUCAAUCAUCCAUCAGUUCUUGAAGCUGCCAUUGUUGGAAGACCUGAUGAUCAUUGGGGUGAAACUCCAUGUGCUUUUGUGAAUCUCAAAGAUGGUUCUAAUGCUACACAAGAAGAAAUCAUAGAGUUUUGUAGAGAUAAACUUCCUCAUUACAUGGCUCCAAAAACUGUUGUGUUUAAAUCAGAUUUGCCUAAAUCUUCUACAGGGAAAAUUCAGAAGCUUAUUCUCAAGGAAGAAGCUAAGGCCAUGGGGAGCCUUUCCCCUGCUAAGAGGUUUGACUAA
Cucumis melo (muskmelon) is the source of this 1677-nucleotide messenger RNA. RefSeq names its product butanoate--CoA ligase AAE1-like. Bases 1 to 1677 code for a protein of 558 amino acids. The record is from RefSeq and is a predicted model, not a curated record. The transcript has 2 exons. Lineage: Eukaryota; Viridiplantae; Streptophyta; Magnoliopsida; Cucurbitales; Cucurbitaceae.